AUCCAAGUUGUCAAUAUAUGUGCCAAAAUAUCAUUAAGGGCGCUUGACGUUUUAAAAUUUAUUGUUUACUGUUUUUUUUACUAAACCUAUACUUACCAUCCUUUCGUUUUUGGAAUUAAAAUAUUUCAAAAUAUAUAUACACCAACAUGGCUGCUGAUAUGGGCGAUACCGUAAUGUAUUCACAACUUCAACCAUGGAGUUCCGUAGCAGCCGACCCCGUUAUGGAACAGGUUGCAGGACCUCCUAUUCCUACAAGAAUUGGAACGUAUUAUCAGACACCACGACCGCAUCCCUGGAGGCCAACGCUUGGAUAUGAAACCGUUGAAGUCACUCCUUUGCCUGGCCAACCUGUGACCAACGCCAUGAUGGAUCCUUGUUAUACUCCAACCGGAAUGGCAACCGAACCACUAAAGUUUCCAAAUUUGGUGACGGGUUUUGAGCGGAAUCCUGCGCAUGCAGCGCGUGCUGCAUUGUACACACGUUACACGCCCUUGGAAUGGACGCAAGGAUUGCUUGGGAUUCUCAAUGAAUCCGACACGAAUCGGAACUACUCCGAGCGAUUAAAAGGCGAAUUCAUUCGAGUAAUGAGGGAAACUGAUGAAACAACCGCACAAGGGCAGCGCGAAUCUGGUCGUCGAAUUGGUGAAAGAAUCACAGACACCACAUUCUGGCGCAACGAAGUCAAAAACGAAUUGGAACGUUUGAUGUCAGUUAUUGGCCGGCUCACCGACGGAAAGCGAACCAUUGAAAAAGGUAUUCUAGAUAUUGAAGGCCCUUUACAUAUUGCGCAGGAGUGUUUAUACUUGCGCGAAAAUCGCCAAGGCAUCGACUUGACACACGACGGACCCGAACAAGCACUGCUUAAAGAAAUUGAAUGUUAUCGUAACACGCAGGAAAAGUUCCGGGCAGUUCUCGAUAAAAUCAAAACUCAAUUGCACAACAUUCGUGCGGCGCAACACGAAUUGGAAACGGAUAUAAAAAGCAAAGAGGGUGCAUUGGGAAUUGACAAUAUGUGCCAUCAAUUGAACAACUUUUCGAAGGGUAUUAAUUAUUAUGGAGGAAUUGAGAAGUUUAAUCCCACAGUGAGCCAUACCACUUCAUGGGCGCAGAACAGUAACGGAAUUGUAUUACGUUCGCAAAACGAACGCCAUAAAACGCAACAAUUGGCAUCAGAUGUGGAGAAUUUAAUAAACAGCGGUGCAUCGUUAAUUUGGGAUGUUUGGAGCUCCACAAACAAUGCGCUCGCGCGUCGUGCGGCUGAAUUACUGGAGGCAAAGAGCAAAAUACAAAUGCAUCUCACCAAAGUGCAGCAAGAAAUAUUCGAAAUGGAAAAACACAUUGAACUUUUACGUAAAGCGAUCUUGGAUAAAACAAAUCCAAUGAAAGUUGCGCACACACGCUUAGAAUCGCGAACGCACCGCAAAGGAAUUGAAUUGUGUCGUGAUAAAGCACAAGAUAGUCUGGUCAAAGAAGUAUUAGAUAUGCAAGGAAGUAUCGAAUAUUUGCACCGAAAGCUGCAGGAAGCCGAAGCGCAGCAUCAACAAUUAUUAAAAACCCGGUCGAAUCUCGAGACCGAUUUACAUUCGAAGGUACAAACGCUGUUCAUCGAUCGGGAAAAGUGUAUGGGGAUGAGGCGAUCGUUCCCGAUUACUGCCACCAUCAAAUAUUGAAACUUUAAUCAC
This is a messenger RNA of Dalotia coriaria, 1682 nucleotides long. Its product is annotated as tektin-3-like. Gene Ontology annotation, biological process: cilium assembly; cilium movement involved in cell motility. The record is from RefSeq and is a predicted model, not a curated record. Gene Ontology annotation, cellular component: microtubule cytoskeleton; nucleus. The transcript has 6 exons. NCBI's taxonomy places the organism in Eukaryota, Metazoa, Arthropoda, Insecta, Coleoptera, Staphylinidae. Bases 147 to 1670 code for a protein of 507 amino acids.